AUGACGUACCCGUCGGGCUUCAACAUGCCAGGGGCAUUUCACAGUGAUGUCGGCGCGACGAUAGCCUCUCAACCGCUGAUAUUUCGACCACCCGUAUCCUCUCCGUCGCCAUCGGGCUCUGCCUUUCUCGACCCUACGCCUAAGCGCAAGCGAGGUCGCGCAGGCACACCCGCCGCUGCGGAAGAUGCGCCGGCCGCUGCGAGCCUGUUUGGCGCCGCUGCCGCUCCCCAGCACACGCCUGUCAAGGCAUACGCUCUUGCAGGCACUUUAGACACACCUGGAAAUGCAGAAUCUGAUGCUCUGGGUGAGAGCAUGUACUCGGACUCCAACUAUCGAACAGCGCUGGGCUCUAAGCGCUCCCGCAAUGACGACGACGACGUCUCCAGCGGCGCACCGACAUCACUCUACCACCACGAACCGCCUGAUUCACCGUCACAGGGUUGGGGGACCGCCGCCAUCACCGUCGUGGGCGGUGUUGUCGGCCGAGUCUGGGAAUUUUGCAAAGCGGGUGCCUUUAAGGGUUUCUACGCUGGCGGCGGCAGGGGCUUUGCCAUGACCCCGACAGGGGCCAUGGUGGAGAGCGACGCUACCCUGCCGGCCGCUGAUGAUUAUUCCUAUAGCUAUCAUUACCACUACGACGACUACGAACACCGUGUCCCGGGCCAUUUUCCGAGUUCCCAAGCCGAACACUCAUACCGCGCCACCGUUGAUGACGCAGCGCCUCCUCCCCCUACCGCUGGCGGCCUCGACGACAACGAGCACCAGCCCUACCGACCUGCCAGCCCAGCCCCGAGCAUACCAGCUGCGAAGCGUCGACAGACGACUCAUGCCGACGACCUCGGACGAAACUGGGUGCUUGUCAACGAUAGCGCGCAAAACGGCCGGUCAUUUGCUGCCGCGACACCGCGUAAGAUAAGUGGUGGCUACCGGUCUUCGCCACGGAAUCGCAACUACACACCCUCCGUGACCACGGGCCGCCGCAUCUCCACAACCCCCAACAGUCGAACUUCGAUGCCGUCGGCUGCCCGCUUCUCCUACCGCCCGGAGACGCCCUCCGAUCAAACCCAGCUCCGCCCCCCAUCAUCGGCAUCCUACGCCUCGCCACGAUCUGCCUCCCCGACCAAGUUUGCCUCGACCGCCUCUGGUGCCAACACCUCGUACUACACCACCGCCAGCACCGCCUCCACUGCCUCGCCCUCGCAGACACAUUCUUACUCCAACUCCCAAACGCGAGGUGGCGGUGGCCACCGCCGCAGACGCAGCGGCAAUGUAGCAAAUACGAGCUCGCACCGCCGGGCUAACAGCGCUGCAUCGGCAGCCUCAAGUCGCGGAGACACCAGCGAGCGUUCCAACCACGACAGCCCGCGGCUCGACGCUGAAGCCAAGCAGCUCGCGGCCCGCCGCAAGAUGGAAGAGCGCGACGCAGACGUGCGCAUCUCGGCGUUUAACAAGCGACUCCAGGACAUGAUUCGCCAGGGCAAAGAAGCCCUGGGCACAACAAUUGAGAUUGACGACGCGGGCGCCGACGACUGGAUCGACGAGGAGUAA
Akanthomyces muscarius is the source of this 1548-nucleotide messenger RNA. RefSeq lists its product as uncharacterized. The record is from RefSeq and is a predicted model, not a curated record. The transcript has a single exon. NCBI's taxonomy places the organism in Eukaryota, Fungi, Ascomycota, Sordariomycetes, Hypocreales, Cordycipitaceae. Bases 1 to 1548 code for a protein of 515 amino acids.